Messenger RNA from Lactuca sativa (garden lettuce), 619 nucleotides. Its product is annotated as thioredoxin-like protein CXXS1. The record is from RefSeq and is a predicted model, not a curated record. Lineage: Eukaryota; Viridiplantae; Streptophyta; Magnoliopsida; Asterales; Asteraceae.
AUAGCCCGAGUUUAUAUAUAAGCCUUCAAGCUAUUAGGAAGAAGAAUCCCUAAGAAAAACAAUGCUUAAGAAAGGUGUCAAAUCUAGAGUCGUGCAAGUAGACUCUCAAGAAAAAUGGAACCACAUCACAUCUAAGCCUAUGUAUCAAGAUUCUCCUAUAAUAGUGAAUUUUACUGCAAUGUGGUGCAAACCUGCAACAGCAAUGGAGCCAUUGUUUCAAGAACAAGCUUUGAUACAUAAAGAUGCCAUUUUCUUAUCUGUUGAUGUGGAUGAGGUGAAGGGAUUGAGGGAGAAAAUGAAAAUAAAAGCAAUGCCUACUUUUUUAAUGAUGACAUCUAACAAAAAUAAAGAAUGGGAAGUGAUGGAUAAAGUUGUUGGUGCUAAUCCAAAAGAGAUCAAGAAGAGAAUAGCUGCUUUUAUUCAAUUUGGUUGCAUACAAGUCCAAAAUAACGUUGAAGUUUUAGAGUUUUAGUUAAUUAAGCACAAGUUAUUUCAAAAAAUAUCUCUAGAUAUUCUUCAAGAUUUUGGAAUAGGUUUGUAAUGUAAAUCCUAUAAAAAAAGAUUGUUGUACACUUGUACUUUGAUCUAUCAAAUAAAACAUUCUAGUAAGUUUGUUAAA